Molecule: messenger RNA, 1986 nt
Organism: Acanthocheilonema viteae
Lineage: Eukaryota; Metazoa; Nematoda; Chromadorea; Rhabditida; Onchocercidae
Source: the annotation of a GenBank genome assembly
AUGUUUGACAAAUUACUUAAAGAGCCAUAUCGAGAAGAGCGAAGAAUUCGACUUGGCCGUUCAAAAUUUAUUGAUAUUUUCUUCUACAGUGGUGUUUACGAUUACCAUUGGCUAAGAAUUUUAAUUAAUUUUCCUAUUGGAUUUCUAAUCGCUUCUUUGCUCUACAAAUUUGCUUGGCAUCAAAUUAAUUUUGCUGAGUUUGAUAAAGUUGCGGAACAGAUCUUAAAAUGGUCACUUAUUUUGGCUUGUGCAAUAACAUUUGCAAUCAGUCCGCUAUUUCGAUGCGCAGUUAUCUGCGUCCUCUUUGGCGCUUUGGGUAAAAACGGUCAAAACCUCUUGACAGUUAUAGUUUUCAAUAGUUUGAGUGCUGGUCCGAUUGCGAAUAUCGUUCAGAAUUUUCAAGUUAGUACAAAUAUGAUUACCUGUCAUAUCAAACAAAAAGAAGACAUGAUGACACAACGUGUUGUUAUGUCUACUGGCCCAAUUGAAAGUUUCAUGGCUAAAGAAUUUGGUAAAUCAACUUCAAAAGGACGAAAAGUAAUAGCAAUGCUAAAAUCGCUGGUAGAGCCAAUCGAGUAUGAAUUCACAUUAAGCGAUGAAGACAAGGCCUUGGCAGCAACAAUCGAUGCUGCUGAGGUUCUACAAAGGCGUGAUGCAAUGGUCAAUAAAGAACCGGAAGAUGUAAAAGGCGAUACAGGAAAUAAAAUACAGAAAUCCGCGGCACCAGCUUGGAAUAAAUUGAAGUCAAAAGUAGUUGAAGCGGUAACAUUUUGUGAUCAAAUGACCAAUCAGGUGUUAUCAAGGACGAAAAAUUUAGACAGUGAUUUAACAGAUGCGCAUAAUUUGACCGAAGAUAUUAUGGAUCAUCUCCGCGUCAAUAUGCAUUAUCGAGCAAUUGUUGAACCUCGCAAUGUGCGAAUUUAUGGAAUAAAAGAAGUGAAAUAUCGAAUCGCUCAAAAUUUUCGCUUACUAAAAAUUAUAUUGGUAACAUUAAAACAAAUUUUGGGUUGUUUGUUUGUUCUUAUGAUUUAUACCAUAUUUCGUGAUUCUGUCAAAAUGAUACGUAAUUAUUUGAAUGAUAUCGAUUUUGACAAUGUUUAUUUGGCACCCUAUUUUUGGCAUAUUGAUCGUAGACGUGAAAAUGAAGGAAAAAUAUUUUUGAAUCCAUUAAGUAAAGCUGAAAUGCAUGCAAAUAAUUUAAUGACACCAAUUUCACCUCCAACAAAAGCAGAGAUACGCGCUUCGUGGUUACCACUUGCAAAAUUCAUUUUUUUACUCGUUACUGCUUCGUUUGUUGUAUUUGUCGAUUUUGUCUUCCACAGAAUUAUUUACAAUAUUGACGGGACUGGAUUUAUAGCUGAUUUGAUAAAAGAAAUGCUCGAUUUUGAUUAUCAGAGCCAGAGAAACAUGACAGUUUCGCUGGAGGAAUGCAUUUAUAAUCCGGUAUCACCGGAUUGGCGAUAUGCCGGAAAAUAUAUUUUCUUCCCGCUUGGAAUUAUGUUUCUUCUUCAGGUUAUAUUUGGUUAUGUGAUUAAACGUAUCACACUUUUUUGCGUAAUUGGAAAUAUUUUCCGGAAACGCAACAAAGCACGUAUCAUACAUCUCUACAAUAAAAUGUUAUUUGUACGUACGAACGGUCGGAAGUUAGCAAGAGCACGCAUACGUUUUCAAGUGGAGCGCAGAAUUUUACAACGCGAAGAAAUCCAAAAAAAAAGUAAAUUAUUUGCCGAUACGAUAGUGGAAGAAAUUGUGGAUUUCCUGUUCAAAACCGGAAUGUGUCUGAUGUGUGAAGUGAAGCAUCGCAAGAGAAAUUUGAUCAAUUGUUUGAAUUGCCCAGCUGCAUAUUGUUCCGUAUGCUAUCAAGAAAACCAUAAAAUAUGCUAUGCAUGUUUGGCAAAACAAGGAGAAGUUUCAUCAACAAAGACGACAUUUACUCCAGCAGAUAUGCAGAAAGACGAAAUGUUGGAAACUGCUCCAACCAAAUGA